Molecule: messenger RNA, 593 nt
Organism: Centropristis striata (black sea bass)
Lineage: Eukaryota; Metazoa; Chordata; Actinopteri; Perciformes; Serranidae
Product: protein PIGBOS1
Exons: 2
Coding region: 181-342 (53 amino acids)
Source: RefSeq, a predicted model, not a curated record
AAGAAGGACUGUUAGCUGCUGCUAGCUACUGCUAGCUGUCCUUGUAGUUGUAUCUUUAGUUUUUAACCCUUUGUGUCCUUCUGUGUGUCUGUGUUUGGUGACUAUAUUCUCUCCGGAUAAACCUCUCCCCGGAUCCUCUUGUGCCUCAACACUGGGAUUAAAUAUUAAUAAUAUAUUAAUAUGUUCAGAAGAAGAAUCCCUUUCUCUCAGAUGGCCUUGGCCACGUUUCUGGGAGUCGCUGGUGGAGUUUAUAUCUACAGACCGUGGUUUGAGCCGGAGCUCAAGACCCAGACACAACAAAACCAGGAGGACGGGUCCAAGAAACAGAAUGAAACAGAAUGAAAUUAUUAAAUACUUCACACACAGGAGCCAGAAGACCUGGAUCAGGAGCCAGAGGAGCUGGAUCAGGAGCCAGAAGACCUGGAUCAGGAGCCAGAAGACCUGGAUCAGGAGCCAGAAGAGCUGGAUCAGGACUGAACCAGAGACCAGACACACCUGAACACAUUCAGGCUUCUUUGUGGUUCUUUGUAUGAUUGUAAAUGUACAGAAUAAGGUAUUCAUUAAUGAAUUAUUAAAUUAAUAAUUCAACCUCC